Molecule: messenger RNA, 4143 nt
Organism: Neoarius graeffei (lesser salmon catfish)
Lineage: Eukaryota; Metazoa; Chordata; Actinopteri; Siluriformes; Ariidae
Gene: itprip
Product: inositol 1,4,5-trisphosphate receptor interacting protein
Exons: 2
Coding region: 307-1917 (536 amino acids)
Cellular component (GO): membrane
Source: RefSeq, a predicted model, not a curated record
CUGAGUGUGAGGACACAGUUGUUACAUGUAGUGCGAAAUUCUACUCAAGUACAUCCUUUUUUGUGGUGAUAGAUAGAUAGAUAGAUAGAUAGAUAGAUAGAUAGAUAGAUAGACUGGAGAAUGGCCUCAGGAGUAGGCUUUGUUCCAGGAAAUGACCAGUAAUGUUCUCCGCCUUAAAGCCACAGAGUCGGAGGGAAACAGACAAGUCACGUUUACUACUUCACAACACUUUCCUAUUUUUAUCCUGAGACCAUGGACUACAUGAGGAUUAAACUCUGGAAGUAAAACGCUACAAGAUACGCAGAGAUGCAGGGGUCUAUUGCACGGGUUUGCAUGGUUGUGGCAGCUGCCAUUCUCAACCAUCCACUGCUUUUCCCAAAGGAGAACACUACCAUCCCAGAAGAGGAAGAAGACAUUUUAGCCCGAAUGAAGGACCAUGAGGAGAGACUGCAAGCUGAACAAGAACGCCUUGAAAAAGAGAUCUCAAAGACAGAUCAAGAAGCCACAAACUCUGGCAUUGAUUACUAUGGUUGGUACUUCUGGAGCACACUUUCUCUUGUCAUUUUCUUCACUGUUGAAGUUUGUAGGCAGGAUCUGAACCCUGGUGAAACACCUGACCAUGCUGAAGAUGAAGAAGGGUACACAAACAGUGGGUCUGUCAAUCCUAAGGAUCUGACCUUAGACAAAGGUGUCUUAAGCAACCUCUGUGAGAGCAGCUUCCAGCCUUUUGUCCAUGAGAGUGGGAGAGUGCAGGAGUUUGUUGAAGGCUUUGCAGAUGACCUUCUGGAAGCUUUGAGGAGUAUUUGUGACCGUGAGGUUGACAUGGAGCUUGAGGACUUUAUUGGAGUGGGAAGUACGUUUGAGUCCUGGAGAGUGUGUAAGCCUGUCAUGUGUGACCUCGUUGUGCCAUUUACAACCCCAGAACCUUACCAUUUUCAGUUUGAGCUAUGGUGUGAUGCAUCCUCUGACAUCCCACUGGACCUGCAAGGAUGUGGGACAAUUAAGUUGGCAAAGAUUAGUGAGAAUUGCCCAGACUGCCUCUCUGGCAAAGCAACAGUCGAUGAGGAUAUGCUCUGUCUGCUUCACAACAGAAGCCACAAUAGCAAAGCUGAUGACCAUGCUUUGGAAGAACUACUGUGCUCAAGAAACACUGCUUAUCUGUCUAAAGAUCAGGUCAUGAAAUGGUUCCAGAUCUCUGUGACCAGUGCAUGGGGGCAGAUCUCUCACAAAUAUGAGUUUGAGCUCACUUUCCGCAACCUGGAUUUCCCUGGUUCCUUGAAGGUCAGAUUCAGGUCAGGAAAGGUUAUUGUUCUAAACAUUACACCUGCUAUCCAGCUUGAAGACUCUCAUGCAUACUUCAUCUCCCAUUUUCCUUCAGACAAUGGUAGCAUCGCAGAUAUCCACUGGCACCUCUCAUUCACAGUUUAUGAAAGAAACCUGCUCAAACACAUGGCAAAGAAACUUCCAGAAAAAUCUUGUCACCUCCGAUGUCUACAGCUUGUUUCUUUCUUGCACAAAAAACAGUCAGGUCUAAGAGGGGGAAGUGCCCUUACAAAUUACCAUCUGAAGACUGCAUUCUUGCAUCUUCUGUUGAGUAAACCUCCUUCAGCAUGGAAACCACUGAAUCUGGACCAGAGGUUGCGGGACUUGUUGUCUUUUCUACAGAAAAGCUUGCAGGAAAAGAGACUUACUCAUAUUAUCAUUGGGAACCCACUUGUUCCACUUGAAAUUGGAGUUCCACCAAUAUUUCAGGCUGCAGAACCAAUAAACCUUUUCAGGCCUUUGGUGUUACAGAGGCAAGUAUAUACAAAGAUGGUGGAAGAUUUUGAAGAAAUGCUCAGAAAUGCCCCAGUGCUUAUUCAAGAGUACACGCCCCACUUCACUAAUGGUGGACUUAAUUCAACAACCGUGUCUUAGAAUGACUGACUGCACCAGUGGAACUUUGGGACUCAAUAGCUUGCUCAUCAGUUCUAAAGACUUUCAGACCAUAACUGCAUAAUGUUCUAUGUAAUUUUUUUUCUUUUAGCACUGAAAUUACUAAGAUUGUACAUUGAUAAAAAGCAUUGUGAUUCCAUGUAGGCAGCUAUUAUGUGCUAAUAUGCAUGGCUUAUAUUAUGUAAACGCUUAUUUAAGUUUAGUGUUACUUUAAACAUUUUUUUUUUUAAAUAGAGACGUGUGCAGGUCUGAGCUCAGCCUUUUACAUCAACGCCAUGAUUCAAACUGACGUUGCAAAAUCUGUUCUUUUCCUGGGCAGUGCUCUAGACCACUUGGUUAUGGAAGAUUACAUCACAAAUGGAGGUUAUGUAAUGUGGUGCUUACAUAGUGAGUACGCAGUGGCACCACACUCACUGUGGAAAUCACUACCUGAAGCUGGCAUACCAAUUACAUUCUUAAACACACUCGAACUCGGUUAAACAUGCACAUACAGACAGGUGCCUCUAUAGGCUUCAGCCAAAGGCUGAGCCAAUUAAUCAUAUUACUGGGCCUCAGCAGUAUUAUAUAAAAUUGUUAUUUUUGUUUGUAAAGUGAUUUGAAUAGCAUCCUAUACACUUAAGACAGUUUACAAAGAUUCAGGUCUGACACACCCCGUGAGCAUGGUAAAAUCAUUUUAGAGCAAUUGCUUUAGUGCAGUUGACAUUUUCACAAAGCAUCUUGAUACAACCAAUGGCAAAGUGGCACAGUGGGUAGUGUUGCUCAGUCAUAGCUCUAAAGCUUCUGGGUUGAUCUUUGAGUUCCUGUCUGUGUGGAGUUUCUGUGCAUGUUCAUGCCAGGAGGUGGACUGGCUACUUGCCCUUAGCUGUGAAUGUGUGUGUGCCUGGCACCCUGCAAUGGACUGGUGUCCCAUCCAUCCAUUAUCUAUUCCACUUAUCCAUCAGGGUUGCAAGGGAAGCUGGAGUCAAACCCAUGCCAAGAACAUGCAAACUCCACACAGAAAGGCAGCAGUCAGCUAUGAGGUUUAAACCCAGAACCUUAUUACUGUGAGGCAACAGUGCUAACCACUGCACUACCAUACUUCCCCCAGGGUGUAUUCCCUAUAAGCAUAUCCACUCUUCAGAUAAAAGACACCAGUUUUCCUCUGGGACACAAGCGGAAUUAAAAUCAUAGACAAAAUGUACAAACUUGGAAUUUAAAGGCACUUUAAUACCAUUUUAUGAUGAAGUCUGCGACAAUGCGUUAUACUUGUACAAAAGGUCUGUACUGAAAAACAGUAUUCAUUUUAGAGUUAGUAUAGGCACAUGUUUAUAAGCCAUAGUCAAAAUUGGGGUUUCCCUCCAAGAAUGAGUCCAUAAAGGCUUUGUAGACAUCCGUGCUGAACAUGACUGCCUUCACUGGUGGAUCCUCUUUCAUGCACAAAAUCCAGUUGUUCAGCUCUGGAGUGCCAUCCAGACAGCUGAAAAAGAAUGAGAGCAUGUCUAUAUACAAAACGUUCUGAAACUAUAAACAAAAUCUCCAAAUGCAGAGAUAGCAUACAUGACCGUUAUUGCGCACUUAUUAAUUUAAAAAAAAAAAAAAAAGCCUUAAAAUUCCCACCAUCAGGUGAAUACAACAUGAAUCUGCUUUGGUUCAAAUACACUUUUUUUUCUUUUAUUGUGCUCUUGUAUAAAUAAGAAAUCAUACUGUUUGAGCUGCCAGGCCUCCAACCUCUCAAACCACGGCCAGAUCAGGUAGUCAAUCAUAGUGACUGAAUCACCUCCAAAGAAUUUGGUUUUCUUGUUAACAAGAACCUGCAAAAGUAUAAAAUAAAAGUUAAAAUAAAUGCAGCUUUAUAUGCAAUGUUGAGACCUGAACCACAUCCAAAUAUCUGUAUAGUCAGUGUAAACAGUUUAAAGCCUCCAUUUAUUGUUUUGGAUUAAAACUGUAAUUCCACUCAAACAGGAUAGUGAUAUAUUUACCAUUUAAAUGUUGCAUUAUACCUUGUUCAGUUUGGAGAACUUUUCCUUCAACUCUUCUUCUAGUGCUGACACAUCCUCACCUUUUACUCUGGUCAUAGGAAUUUUGUAGAACAGAGGAAUGAUCUGAAAGUAAAGAUUCUGUUGUGAAUUUGGUAUUCCUGAAGGCUCCUUUAAAACCCCAAACACAAGAACUGGUACUGAAACAAAACAGACCUUGACAUCUUUUUGAAAUAAAAUUAUAUUCCACAUA